UGAAACGCGUACGAGGCCCUGGUACAACAGACUGAAAUUCGCCCAAAAUUAAGCAUGCAGAGAAACGUAAUGUAUGCGUGACGUUUUCGAUCGAAGAUGGUGUUCUAGUGGCGGGAGGGUACUUUAGCCAGCGCUACCUAUAGCUACACUGUAAAAUUACAGAGUAAAUACAACCCUUAAUGGCUUUCUAGUCAUUUUGUGGUGUAUGAUACAUAUAGUAUUGUAUAGUGGAAACAAUCCACUAACUAUAGGUUUUUGUGAUUUUCUGGGAUAGCCACUUUAAAUGUUUAUUAUUAUUCUUAUUUUAAAUAUUAUAGAAUAGACUUUCUUAAUUUUACAUCUACGUCAAAAAUAACAGAUGAUGCGAUGGAACCCUUCGCAAUUUUGGAGAAAAUUCAAAGAUCUCUGGAGUGUCGAAAUUUUCCUGACCUUAACUUUAAACCCAAACAAGUCAAGUGCUUGGAGUCCAUAGUAAGAGGACAGGAUGUCAUUGGGGUGUUUCCAACAGGAUAUGGGAAAUCUUUAAUUUUUCAACUGUUACCAGAUGUCAUGAGAAACAAAGACGAAAAAUCUUCAAUUGUCAUUGUAAUCACUUGUUUAAACGCAAUUAUGGAAGAUCAAGUGAAUUUUCUGAAAAAAGUAGGAAUGACUUGCUACAUCCUACGUGACUUAAAUUUUGAGGAGAAUGCUGUACAGACGUUGUUUGAGGAUAUCUGUCUGAGUGAUAAAACAGAAGAUGUCUUACCAUCAUUUGUAUUGGAUGGUCAUUGUGACUUCCUAUUUUGCCAUCCAGAGGCUAUAUUGAGUGAGAGAGGAAGAACUUUGAUGAAAACGAAAAUUUAUCAAAAAAAUGUCAAAGCUUGUGUCAUUGAUGAGGCUCACUGCUUGAACACCUGGGGAAAAGAAUUUCGCAAAGAAUUUGAAAACUUGGGCGCAAUGCGAGCUUUUUUUAGAGAGAUGCUGUGAUGAUACAUUUUUGUGAGAAGUAAAUGCUGGGUAUGAGAGAUGAGAUAUUUGCGAUUGUACUUGGUAUUCUUAAUUUACCUUUCUGAUUGAUAUGGUCAACUUGAUCUUCACUUAAUAGUCUUGAUUGAAAUACAAAUCUGUCUUUAUGGUACACAGACUUAUCAUAUUCCACUGUUGAAUUCUGUAAUGUGCUUCCUGCUUUUUCAUAAACCAGUUGUUUUUUUGGUGACACUAUAAAUCAAGAUAGUAAAUUUGAAGAAUAUAUAUAAAAUAUAAAAAAGUAUACAUGUAUAUGCAUAGUAUAUAUAAAAAAGAUAUAUGUAAUUUUUAAAACAUAGGUAAGAAAGAAUGUAUAUUUUACCUCUGAGUUUCUUUGUGGUACAUUUUUGUUCUGGUGACGAUAUUACCCUUUUCACACUGCAAUUUUUCCGAAAGCUUAUCUGUGCAUUCCGACACAAAAUCUUAAAUUGUACAAAGUUUUCAAUUUUUCUUUCACAUUUACGACAGAUUAUAUCAUUUAUGUUAUCAGUUUGCACAAUUGUGAUACCCACAGUGCCUUGUAUUUUCUCUUGAAGUUGUUUUGAUGUUCCAAUAUUUCCAAAAAUUUGACUAAAUCGUUUUAAGUCAGUCUCAGCACACAGUCUACACACUUUAUCACAUCCACUAUAAACUUUAUGUGGUGUGAUAUUUUCUUUCCCUUUGCCUAAAAACAAAGAUUUAUAUUAGUUGUUAUUUUUUGUAUAUAUAUAUUUCCUUUUAUUUAUACAGCUAGCUAUACUUUAUUUCCUAAAAUAUUUUUUAAUGCU
This is a messenger RNA of Hydractinia symbiolongicarpus, 1772 nucleotides long. RefSeq names its product probable ATP-dependent DNA helicase RecS. Bases 367 to 966 code for a protein of 199 amino acids. Lineage: Eukaryota; Metazoa; Cnidaria; Hydrozoa; Anthoathecata; Hydractiniidae. Gene Ontology annotation, molecular function: ATP binding; nucleic acid binding; 3'-5' DNA helicase activity. The transcript is spliced from 3 exons. The record is from RefSeq and is a predicted model, not a curated record. Gene Ontology annotation, biological process: double-strand break repair via homologous recombination. Gene Ontology annotation, cellular component: nucleus; chromosome; cytoplasm.